AAGGUCUGAGUGAAUGUAAGUAAUAAAUAGUCGAUUAGACCAUGUUAGUUAUCAAUGGAAUUGGUAGGUACAUCUCUAGUGCGCGUAAUGUAAUAUGGACGUACAGACGCAACGCAAAGCAAACUUUGUCUUGAUUGUGUAUUAAUUAGUAGAACUAGAGACUGUAUAAACAAAAUGGAAGCAGUAGAAGAACCUCCACUUCAUAAUACAACUGUAGAUAAUAAGAAAGUAACAGUUGUGUUUGACGAAAACAACGAAAACGCUGUGGCUUCGGUAGCUACUGAUGUAUGUCACAAAUCAAACGGCGUCGCGGAAUCCGAGUCUGCCGAAGUUGCUGCUGUAGAAAGUAACUCAGUGCCAAGCGAAGAUAGUAAAUGUGAGCCUGAAAGUGCUGAAACAUCUGCAGACGUGAAUAAUAAAACGCAGGAUAUCAUCGAAGAAGUAACAGAAGCUGCUGUGCCCAAAAUUAUCGAGUCGACUGACACAAAUGUAGAGUGUAGUCAGCCAACCACUGAUGACUCCUCUCCUACUGUAGAAGAACCUGCAGUUGUCAAGGAAGUUGUAUCAAUUGCUCCUGAAGAAGAAACAGUAGUUGAAGUUGAUAAUACUGCACAAGUAUGCUCAGAGGGAGUCACUUUUCAGACUGAGAUAUUAAUUGAAACAAAUGAUAAUGAUAUGACUGAAACAAUUACUGAAGAAUUAGUUGUUGAUGAUCAGCACUCCAACAAUUUACUCAGUGAACUUGGUCAAAGCAUUGAGCUUAGUGAAGCUUUACGCUCAUCAGAUGUGAGUGAUAGUGUAGAAAAUAAUAAUAGUUCUGUUAGACAGGAAGUGUUCAACAAAGAGGAGCUAUUGGACAUCUUGGAAGGCAAUGAUGAAGAACAAAGUGAGUCUCUAAAUUUGAAAAAUAUGUCAUCUGAUAAAAUACUUGAAGCUACUAUAGCUUUGCAGCAACUUAACCGAUUAAAAAAUACUGCUAAAAAACGCGGUCCCAAUGAAAGAUUGUCAAGAAAUCGAAGAACCGAUAAAAUUGAGAAAGUAUCCCAGCAGAAACAAAAAGCAAGUGUAGAGGAAAACAUAAAAGAAAUUGUGAAAGGUAAUACGGAGGAAAAUAUAGUCAAUGUUCUUGUGAAAGAGUGGGAUGAUGAGGAUUUGGAAGGGGAAAAGACAAACAAGUUGUUGCAAGAGAGUGAACACUUGCUGAAGACUACUGAAGAUGUCAAAACCCAAGAGGUUGUUGGUAAAGAGGAUGAACAAGCAUCAGCUCGGACAUCCAUCGACUCAUCUAGUGAUGGAAAAUUACAAGUCUUAAACAAAAGCAGUGAUGAGGGAGCACCACAACGCCGUCUUGGUAGAGUUAUAAAGAAAAAAGUUAUAUUUGAUCCAGAUAACCCAGAUACUUUUACUAAAUCUAAAUCUGCUACUAAAAGCAAAGAACCAAGCAUGGAGAAAGAUGUGACUCCAUCAAAAAAAAUUAAGACUGAACCAACUUUUCAGAGGACCAAAUCUAAGUCACCUAUUGCAAAAUUACAAUGGAAAAAGCCUUCUCCUAAGAACUGCAAACAAAAUAAGCGACUGACUGAAGUUGAUAAGCUGUUGAUGGAUGAAGGAGCUGUAAAUAUGAUUUAUCAGCUCACUCCUGAAGCCCAAAAGGGGAAAAAGAAUAUGAAAACCAAAGCAGAAUUUAUUAAAAAAUUACAAAGCUCAACACCUGUCUCUAAAGAAAUGAAAUUUAGAGAAAGGAAAAAGGAGUCAAAAUAUGAAGAAGGAGAAGCUAAGAAAAUUCUAGGUGGUAAACAGAGAUCAUCUUUAAAUAGUUCAGUAAAGUCACCCUCAGUAUGUGAAGAUUUUGAGGCACAUAGUGCAGAUGAUUCUAUUAUUUAUAGACGGCACUCUUCAAGCUCUUACUCUAGUUCGUGUAUGAGUCCACGACGGUUGAGUGAUGUAGAGUCACACAAACAAACUGCACAGGCAGAUGUUCAAAAUCAGUCUGCUGGUGAGAGCACCAAUAAUCAACCUUUGGCUGAUGUAUUCAUGUCAGAUGUUACAGAUGCAAUCAAACCAGAUGCAAUAAAUAAAGAUGAUUGCUUGUCUAUAAAAGAAAAACUGAAUUCUAAAUUAAAUCUUGCCUUAAAUAAGAGAAAGCGUGAGAUUAUAAAAGGUGAAAAACCAUCAAAAAUUAAAAAGCUAAUGAAAACUGAAGAAAAAUCCCAUGUAAAUAGUGAAGAUUUUAAAUACAUGUCCAUUCAUUUUGAUCAAAGAUUAGCUGAGAUUUGUGUUCAGAAAGCAGGGUCUAGAUGUAAUAUUGAGAUGUUAAAAGAGUUUGAAAAGGCACUACAAAUGGUGGAAGCAAAAAAAGACAUAUCAGUGACACUGUUAUCAUCCGAGUGUGCAACCGCAUUCUCAGAUUUAGACUUAAGACCAUUGUUGGAUGACAGUAUUGAGACGUCAGCUAACUUUGCUUACGAGAUGGCUGAAUGUGUAAGAUCUCUAUUAGAAACACUGGAACAACAUGGCAAGCUAUUAUGUGCUGGGGUGAAUGGUAGAUGUUCAGGUGUUGGCCUGGCGUUGAUUGGUCUAAGCGAUGUGGCGUUCGCCUCUGAACGAGCAAGCUUCGCCAUCAGCCCUAAGUCACAUGGGAGUGUUGCGCCGAUAGAGCCAGGAGCUGCGGCAUUUACUACAUACAGACUUCUGCCUCAACCAUUGUUGAAUGAUUUGAUCGUUUUUGGUCGUCGGUUGUCAGCAUCGGAAGCAUUGCAAGGUGGAUUGGUAAGCCGCACAUUAUGGCCUGAAAACUUCAAUGAACAAGUCCAGACGAUCGUUAAAGACAUUGCUUCACAACCCGCACGAAAUAUCUGGCUAAAGAAACGGAUACUAAACAUGAAGAAGAGUGGGUCUGAGUCUACAUUCCUGGGGUACUUGGAGAAGGAGCGAGAUUUACUAGUGGAGUACUGGACCUCGACAGAAGGACAGAACAUCUUGCGUGCAACAUACAACGCCUAAUUUUUAUUACAAAGAAAUGAGUAUAUUUACAUUUUGCAGAUAGUAAAAGGAAACAGUUUCAGGUCAAUGUUUUUGAUGACCACACAGUUGCUUUGAAAAGAAUAACACUUCCUUUAAUGACAAAAAUUAUAUUAUUGAAAUCUGAUAUUUAGUUAAAGGUUAUUUGCAUAUCCAGGUAUUCAUUUAAGGUUUAAUCAUAAUGUAUAAUGGCUAUACAUUUAUAUAAAUGACAAAUUGUCCGACUGACAUCAAAAUUUAAAAUAUUGUUAAGUGUCUGCCCUACAAAUGUAUUCGUAUAGGGAUUAGGUAUUGUGCAAAGACUGCUAUUAGUGCGAUGGUAGGCAACCAAGAGUGAGUGCAGGAAGAAUUUGUGAAAUGGUUUGAUUUAUGAGCAUAUUUAGAUCCUUGGUGUUGAAUAGGUUAUAGUUAUAGAAUAUUAUGUUAUGUUAUAGAUGAAAUUGUUUAUGUCCUUGUUUUAGAUUUUAUGAGUUUAUGACUAAAGGUUUAGCAUAAUUUUCUUUUUCAGCCAAAGUUUGCAUUUACCGCUUUAUUUAAAAACAUCUUAUAUACAAUAUAUCUGAGGUGAUACUUCAUGUAAAGCUUAAAAAAUGUUAAUAAGUAAAGCAGUAAAGGAUAUUUCAUAAUAAAAUAUCUGAUGUCUGACCACAGUUAUGUUUUAUAGAUUACAUUAAGUACCAUUCCAUUUUUAAAUGGAACAUAACUGGCAAAAAGAUUAUAUUUUUCAUCCAUGUUUUGGUUCAAGAUAAUACUGUUAAAUUAUUUUAUGUUUAUAUUUAUAAGUAUACCUACCUAGUGGUAAAUUUAUUUCUUUUGGUUAAAAUAAAGUGCCUUUUAUAAUAUCGAAAUCGAUUAUAUAUUUUGAGUAUAAACAAAUGUACUAUAAUUAUAUACAAUAAUAAUAAUAGAAUGCUGACCCUUAGAAUGAUUUUUCACUAACUUUGAUUGGGUGCACAGACAUCACAUAGGUAGUAUUGAAAGUCAUGGCCGCCGGCAGUUAGUUGUUUUUGAAGAAUGGACCGAAAUUAUAUCGCCUGUUCGCUGUGUUUCAUUGUCAAUAUUUUACGGGAGCAACGCGAACAGGUGGAGUGCAUAAGAUGCACUGGCAAUGUUGCACUUUCACCACAUAGUACAAAUAAUUGUGUGGUAUGCGAAUGUCGCGAAUAGUCUAAUAUUGUUGUUUGAACAUGUUUAGAUUUGUUAGUUGAUAAAGAUUACUAUGGGUUGAAUUGAUGAAUGUGUAAAUACGUUGUGGUGAAAAGGGUUUGAGAAAAUGUUUAAAUAUUAUAUUAUCUCAUUAAUUCGGUUAGUGGUUGAUGUUGGACUAAAUGAAGUGUGUACAUAUUGGAUUUAAUGUUGAUGGAUUUAAAGCUUUUAUUGAUGUGACAUCUUAAUGUUUAAAGGUUCUUAUAGGAAAGUAUUCCACAAUGUGUUGUUUUCUAGUUGUUAAUACCUGUCACGUAGCUUGUGUUUAUCCGACUUGCUGUAACACUGUACAAGCGACAAUAUACUUUAUUCAUAAACAACUAUAUGUUUGUAGCGCUCAUAAGUUGAGCCUCUCAUCACUUUCACAAAUAUUUAAAAAUUAUUAUGUAUGUGUGUUGUGGCACCUAUAAUUUUGUCAUACUAAGUAAGUGUUAAGGUUCAUUUUCUACUAAUUAUUUACAUUCAAAUUCUUGUUCAUGUAUUGUAUCAUUUAUAAACCCUCAAAACUUAUCAAUAUUGUCGAGAUAUUAUUUUCUUUAUAUAUUUGUACUUUAUUGGCAAACCUAAUCUUUCAUUUACUUUUUUUAAAUAAUUCUUAUUCGAAAUAACUCGCAUGAUAAGUAUAAGAUUUUCUUUUUAAUUAGACAAUGUUAUGUUUAAAAAAAUAAAUUCAUCCAAAUAGUUAAGGUCAUUUAAAUUAUGGGUUAAAUAGUUUUAAGUCACAGAAUUAUGUCACAUCCGAGUAUGUGAAUAGUGUAAAAUUAUUAUAAUUAAGUACUCUA
Messenger RNA from Spodoptera frugiperda (fall armyworm), 5009 nucleotides. It is a transcript of the gene HIPP1, whose product is annotated as chromodomain Y-like protein. Bases 175 to 3003 code for a protein of 942 amino acids. NCBI's taxonomy places the organism in Eukaryota, Metazoa, Arthropoda, Insecta, Lepidoptera, Noctuidae. The record is from RefSeq and is a predicted model, not a curated record. The transcript has 6 exons.